ACGUGUUGUUAAAAAUAAAAAGGCAACCCGAACAUAAGUUAAAUCAACGAAGAAAAUCAUACUAUUACAAUAUGCUUCCAUUAUGGUUGCUUUUCAUUUCGACCAAGCUAAUAUUCUUUAUUCAUAAUUUACCUACAUAUAUUUAUCAAACUUAAGUUAAUUUUAGAAACUAAGGCGAUGCUUUAAGUAUUUCACUCACAAGAGUGAAAAAUAAGUGAAAAACUUUUCGACAUUCGAAAUUCAUUCGAGAAUUAACAAUAACUAUUCGAUUUGUGACAAAUUGAUGCAUGAAACUGAUUUUGUAAUAUUACAACAUGGUUCUUUUUUUUUUAAUAUCAUGCAAAACAUGAAAAAUUCGCAAAAUUCACACCAACCGGCGGAAAAUAAGUGAAAUGUGAUAAUCUGGCAAAUUUACAAUUAUCAAGUUUUGUGUGGGAGCUACUUUUGCUUACAAAUUGUGCUCAAAUAAAGCAUUCAAAUGGUCGUGUGUUUCGUGUCAAAUAAAUUCGUAAGCAAACAGGUUAAUUGAAUUUGUUUCGAUGUGGAUUGUGAAUUGAGCUGUGUUUCAAUUCGCUGCGACUUUAUUCAAAAUUAAAUGUUUGAAGCUAGCUACCGCAGUUCACACAAGUACACAUAGAUAGAUACAUACACAGACAUACAUGUAUAUCAAGUCAAAAUUUUUGCUUACGCAAGCUGCCGCAGGACGCUGGAGCAGUGCAGCAGCCGGCGCCCAAGCCAUGGACCCGGACCAGCGGCUGGCCAGCGGCUGCCUGAGAUUGGCCGUCAACGAGCUGAGCGUGGGCAAUUACACGCUGGCCAUGGGCCUGAUCAAUGAGGGCAUGGCACGCAGCCAUGGCAAUCACAAUGAGAUCAUGGCCUUGCUCGAGCUGAAGAACAUUGUGGUGCGUUUGCGGCUCAAAUGCGAAACGCCCGGCCAGCUAAUCGGACCGACCUGCAAGUCCGCAGCGCUGCCGUAUAGCUUCACCGUGGAGAUGCUCGACGUUGUGCAGAAGGUGCUGCGUUGCCGCAAUCAUUACGAGGUGCUGCGCAUUUCGCAUCAUGCCACCUACUCGGAGGUGAAGCGUGCCUAUAAGCGUCUGGCGUUGCGCCUGCAUCCGGACAAGAAUCGUGCGCCCGGCGCCGAUAUCGCCUUUCGGCGCAUCAACGAGGCGGCCGACACGCUGACGGACAAUCAGAAGCGCAUCGAGUAUAAUUUGUUAACUGCCGUUGGCGAUUGCUUUGGCGGCAAGGCCAGUCUCUAUGGCAAGGAUGUGAAGACGGCAGGCGUACAAUAUGAGCCGCACACAGAGCAGCAGCAGGACGAGGAGCAGCAGGGAGAUCAACCACGACGCAACUAUCAGCCGGCCAAUCAGCGUGUGCCGCAGCGACAAACGCUCUACCAGACCGAACAGCUAGUCAUUGGACUUGUGGCCGCCCUGGUGUUCAUUAUCAUCACGGUCCACUAUUUGUCCACAGCGCCCAACUAUAGUUUUACGCCCACCAGCAGCCACAGCGUGCGCCUGGUGAGCCGGCUCUGGCGUGUGCCCUACUUUGUGACGCCCAAACUGGCGGCCAGCCAAACGCCCAAGCAGCUGGAGCGCAUGGAGUUGGAGAUCGAGGAGAUCUAUCUGACGGAAAUCAAGCACAACUGCAAGCAGGAGCGCAAGCUGCGCGACAAACUGUUGCAACGCGCUCGCAACACGAACAAUCACAAUUUGCUUGAUCACGCGCUGAAGAUGCCAACGCCCGCCUGCCACGCCCUCAUCAAGCUGGAUCAGUUCAAGAGCCAGCCGCUGCUAUUGGACAAUAUUUCGGAUAAGAAUGACUCAUGGGAUUAAAAAUCGAAACAAAAACCGAAUAAACAAACUGAACUCGGACCAAAUCUUAAAUCAGACGAAAUCUUAAUGUACUUCAGACUUUUACAAAAUUAACAUAUAUGCUGUACAUGUA
Drosophila virilis is the source of this 1950-nucleotide messenger RNA. Its product is annotated as dnaJ homolog subfamily B member 12. Gene Ontology annotation, cellular component: endoplasmic reticulum membrane. Gene Ontology annotation, biological process: cellular response to misfolded protein. Lineage: Eukaryota; Metazoa; Arthropoda; Insecta; Diptera; Drosophilidae. The record is from RefSeq and is a predicted model, not a curated record. Gene Ontology annotation, molecular function: Hsp70 protein binding.